Messenger RNA from Drosophila innubila, 847 nucleotides. Its product is annotated as serine protease SP24D-like. The record is from RefSeq and is a predicted model, not a curated record. Gene Ontology annotation, biological process: proteolysis. The coding region runs from base 12 to 797 and encodes 261 amino acids. Gene Ontology annotation, molecular function: serine-type endopeptidase activity. The transcript has a single exon. Lineage: Eukaryota; Metazoa; Arthropoda; Insecta; Diptera; Drosophilidae.
UUGUGGCCAAGAUGAAUAACCAAUUGCAGUGCGCUGUUGCCAUAGUUUUGCUCCUGGCUGUCGCUUGCCGAGGAACAACUGUGCGAAAAGAGACAUUCAAUCUAUCUGGUCGUGUGGUUGGUGGCGUGGAUGCAUCUCGGGCACAGUUCCCCCACCAGAUAUCGUUGCGUAAUCGAGGCUCACAUAGCUGCGGAGGUUCUAUAAUCUCUCGCAAUUGGGUGUUAACUGCGGCUCACUGUGUCACCUACGAGAAAGACGGAGUGAACGUUGUCUAUCCGGCAAGUCAGAUGAGCAUUCGUGCCGGCAGCAAUGAUAGAUUCAGUGGCGGCAUUCUGCUCAACAUUGCGGAGAUCAUUGCCCACGAGAAUUAUGGCGACUUCCUGAACGAUGUGGCGCUGCUUCGUGUGGAGACUCCCUUCAUCUACUCGAACAGCAUUCGGCCAAUUGCAUUGCCCACUCAAAACACACCUGCUGGCGUUGACAUCAUCAUCUCUGGCUGGGGUCGUCUGACCCAUGGCGGGGAUCUGCCACGGUUUCUGCAGUGGAACACACUCAAGUCCCUGUCGCUGGAGGAGUGCGAGGAGCACAUUGAUUGGGGUGUUCCUAGUGCAUUGUGCCUCAUCCAUGAGGCCGACAAUGGUGCCUGCAAUGGUGACUCCGGUGGACCAGCUCACUAUAAGAAUGAGCUGGUGGGCGUGGCCGGAUUCGUUGUGGACGGCUGUGGCUCCACAUAUCCCGAUGGAUAUGCUCGAGUUUAUUACUUUAUUGAUUGGAUUAAGAAACACUGCGAUCUAUAACUUAACUAUUGAAAUAAACGUAAAUGAGUCUUAAAAUGUGUCAAAUACAA